AUGACAAAAGAAGAUCCGAAUUGUGUUACAUUUCUCAAAUUCCUGAAUGUUAUUGUUCGAUUUGCUACUGGAUCGGUUCGUGAUAAACUUGAAGUGCUGUUCAAUAUGUGUGAUCGAGAAGGACAAGGAAGAGUGCGCAAGAAGGAAUUUUGUGAUUUUGUCAAAUCAUUAAAUGUAGCAGUUGGAGUGAAAAUUGAGGAAGCGUUACAAGAUGGAAUAAUUGAUCGAGUGUUGCAACGAUCUGGAAUCAGUGCGGAUUCUAAAUUUUUAUCUCACAAAGAUUUCGAAGCUAUUUUUAAUAACGUAGAUGACAUACGACAUCCGAUUGGAGUACAUAUGCGUGGUGCAAAGUUAAAAAUUAAUCUCGAUGAGACAGAAAGUAUGAAUAGUUUUGCAAUACAAAAUGAAGAGAUUGGAUGGGUUCAUAUCAACUGGUACUUCUCGAUUAUAUCAUAUUUGGAAACUUAUCGUCAGCAUAUUGUUAUCAUUUUCUUAUUCACUGCAAUUAAUUUAUUAUUAUUUUUUGAACGUUUUUGGCAUUAUCGAUAUGAAACGGAACAUCGUGACUUACGACGUGUUAUGGGUAUGGGUAUAGCAAUUACACGUGGUGCUGCUGCGUCGUUAUCAUUUUGUAUGGGACUGAUUUUGAUUACAGUUUGUCAAAAUAUUAUUACAUUAUUACGUGAAACGUUAAUUCGUGAGUAUGUACCGCUUGAUUCAGCGAUAGCAUUUCAUAAAAUUGUCGCAGUAGUAGCUGGCUUCUGGGCUACGGUACAUAUCGUUGGACAUUGUGUUAAUUUCUAUCACGUUGCAACACAAAGUCAAGAUGGCUUACAAUGCCUCUUUCAAGAAGCUGUUUUUGGUUCAAAUUUCUUACCCUCAAUCAGUUAUUGGUUUUAUGGUACCAUAACUGGAAUAACCGGAAUUCUAUUGGUAGCUCUUAUGAGUAUCACUUAUGUAUUUUCAACACCAGCUGUCAUGAAGGAAGCAUAUCAUGCUUUUAAAAUCACUCAUCUUCUCAAUAUUCUAAUUUAUGCACUCACUGUACUCCAUGGGCUUCCAAAACUUUUGGAUAGUCCCAAAUUUUUAUAUUAUGUAGGUGGUCCAAUUAUUCUAUUUGUAAUUGAUCGCAUCAUUGGUAUGCGACAACAGUACAAAAGGUUGCAAAUUCUGAAUGGUGCAAUACUUCCGUCAGAUAUAAUCUACAUUCAAUUCAAAAGACCAAAUUCAUUCCGAUUUCGUUCUGGUCAAUGGGUGCGUGUCUCAUGUCCAGCAUUUUCAUGUACCUUUAAUGAACUUCAUGCAUUUUCCUUAGCCUCUGCACCGCAAGCAUCAACGCUUGAAUUGUACAUCAAAGCGAUUGGUCCAUGGACUUGGAAUUUACGAAAUCAGAUCGCAUGCGCACAUUCCAACGGAACGCCCUAUCCGGUACUUCAUUUGCAUGGGCCAUAUGGUGAUGGCAAUCAGGAUUGGCGUAAUUUUGAAAUUGCUGUGCUAAUAGGUGGCGGUAUUGGUGUAACUCCGUAUGCUUCAAUACUGACUGAUCUUGUUUACUUCAUUUGGGUAUGCUCAACACAUAAGAAUUAUGAAUGGUUCAUUGAAGUUUUACGUAGUGUGGAAGAAUCGGACAAAGAAGAUUUGUUGGAAAUACAUAUUUUUGUCACACAAUUCUUUCAUAAGUUUGACCUUCGAACUACCAUGCUUUACAUUUGUGAGAAGCAUUUUCGAAGUGAUAGCAAUGGCCGAAGUAUGUUUACAGGCCUUAAUGCUGUAAAUCAUUUCGGUCGUCCAAAUUUUGAAGCACUCUUCAAAUUCAUACAAAAUAAGCACAGAAAUAUUCAAGAAGUUGGCGUAUUCAGUUGUGGACCGAAUUCAAUCAAUAAAGAAAUUGGAAAAGCAUGCAGAGAAACUAAUAGGAUUCGAAGUGGAGCAUUAUUUUGUCACCGAUUUGAAACAUUUUAA
This is a messenger RNA of Acanthocheilonema viteae, 1962 nucleotides long. NCBI's taxonomy places the organism in Eukaryota, Metazoa, Nematoda, Chromadorea, Rhabditida, Onchocercidae. The record is from the annotation of a GenBank genome assembly.